AUGGAGCAAGCAUCGGCGGCGGACGGCUUGAAGGAAGCUUUCCUCUUGGGCAGCGCCGGGCGGAGCCGAAAGUCCCAAGACAACGGAGGGCGAUCAGCAUUAGCGAUCCACGUGCCCGUGCGGCAA
Gryllus bimaculatus (two-spotted cricket) is the source of this 126-nucleotide messenger RNA. The record is from the annotation of a GenBank genome assembly. NCBI's taxonomy places the organism in Eukaryota, Metazoa, Arthropoda, Insecta, Orthoptera, Gryllidae.